Bipolaris sorokiniana ND90Pr is the source of this 1407-nucleotide messenger RNA. Its product is annotated as glycoside hydrolase family 5 protein. Lineage: Eukaryota; Fungi; Ascomycota; Dothideomycetes; Pleosporales; Pleosporaceae. The record is from RefSeq and is a predicted model, not a curated record. Bases 56 to 1168 code for a protein of 370 amino acids. Gene Ontology annotation, molecular function: hydrolase activity, hydrolyzing O-glycosyl compounds. The transcript has a single exon. Gene Ontology annotation, biological process: glucan catabolic process.
CUUGGAAGGCAACCACCACAAGCUUUUACCAAGACAGCUUGUUUCAUUCCUUACAAUGCUUUUCAAAAAUCUUUUCGUUGCAGUCGCCCUGGUUGGCACCGCUUUGGCAUGCCCUCACCCUAAAGCUGCUGCACAUCCUAAAGCUGCUGCUCAACCUCAACCUGCCGAUCAUGCUCAAGCUGGUAGUGCAGCAGUGGCGGCAUCUUCAGCAAAUACCCAAGCUACGCAAAGCCAGUCAAAUGGCAAACUGAAGUGGUUCGGCAUCAACGAGUCUGGACCCGAAUUUGGCGAGGCUCACAUCCCCGGUCUAUAUAACAAGGACUACAUCUGGGUCGACACCAAACAAGUCGACCAGUUCCUCGCGCAAGGCAUGAACAUGUUCCGUAUCAACUUCCUGAUGGAGCGUCUAACGCCCAACUCGCUCACAGCCGACUUUGAUUCCAACUACCUAGGCAACCUUACCGCAGCCGUGAAGUACAUCACCUCCAAGGGCGCGUACGCCAUGGUUCAACCCCACAACUACGGUCGUUUCAACGGUCAGGUCAUCAGCGACACAGCGGCUUUCAAGACGUGGUGGACCAAUGUUGCUAAGCAGUACAAGGAUAACUCUCUCGUCGUAUUCGACAUCAAUAAUGAGUUUCAUGAUAUGUCAAACGAUCUUGUCUUUAGUCUCAACCAGGCUGGGAUUGAUGGUAUCCGUGCUGCUGGCGCGACGACACAGUACAUUACUCCCGAGGGCAACAGUUGGACCGGCGCCUGGACCUGGGUUUCCUCGGGCAACGCUGCAUCGCUAAUCAAGCUUAAGGACCCAAAGAACAAGCUCGUCUUCCAGAUGCACCAGUACCUUGACAGUGAUGGCUCUGGCACAAACGCUAACUGCGUCAGCUCCACCAUCUUCCAGGAGCGUCUUGUGGCGGCAACACAGUGGCUGAAGGACAACAAGCUCCAGGGCGUCAUUGGAGAGUUUGGUGCCGGAAGCAAUGCCCAGUGUCUUACUGCUGUUCAGGGUGGUCUCGACUACAUGGCUAAGAACUCUGAUGUGUGGCUUGGUGCCAUCUGGUGGGCGGCUGGCCCAUGGUGGGGCGACUACAUCUACAGCAUGGAGCCGACGACUGGCGCUGCUUGGUCGUACAUUCUGCCCAAGAUCAAGAGCUACUUUGGCCAGUAAACAUGCCAAGCUGGAGACUUUACUUGUAACAGACACGACUCUUGGUGCUCAGGAUGAAGGGUGCCUUUUUCUUUUUUUUGAACUGUAUAUACUCAGUUGGACUCUUUUUGAUCCCUUUUCUUCUUCUUUCUAUAUAGAAAACACAAUUUGAAAAUUUGUGGACAUUCCAAAAGUUUGUCAAUUUGCAUGUUUUGUCAUUUGGCCAACAGAACCUUAAGCACCACCCUCCCUCUUAGCGU